Molecule: messenger RNA, 1134 nt
Organism: Colletotrichum fioriniae
Lineage: Eukaryota; Fungi; Ascomycota; Sordariomycetes; Glomerellales; Glomerellaceae
Biological process (GO): regulatory ncRNA-mediated heterochromatin formation
Cellular component (GO): nucleus
Molecular function (GO): siRNA binding
Source: RefSeq, a predicted model, not a curated record
AUGAUCGCCAGCGCUUUCAUUUCAAUGGCAAAAGCAAUCCGCGAUAUCGUCCACGGCCGUCUCGAAAAGGAAGGCUUGGACAAAAUCCUCCUACCUCUCGCCGUCGAGCCAACGUCGCCCAACGUCCCCAUCUUCACGAGUGCCGACCUCGCUUCUACCUCGCGCGUAGUCGUAAUCUUUGGCGAGCCCAGCCAGGAUCUCGGCAACUUGGCCCUCCGCGUCGUCAACGGCCCCGGCGGCAUCAACAAGGGCAGCAUGGUCUCGGUCGUUCGGGAGAUCAACCGCCAGAGAGCUUCGCCUUCCGACGAUUGUCCCCCAGGAAUCAUUAUUGCCAACAUGGGCGAGUUAUGGUGGUGGCCCGAAGGCAAAAAGGCUCUGAGUCCGACUUCGGCCAUGGCUGUUCCUCGGAAGAGCAUGGUUCACCACGGCCGCGCCAAUAACCCAAGAUACCAUUCAAUCCCGAAGAACGAGAGCCCCGAAGCCCACAUUGCGUACGUUCUCAACGAGGUCAUUCCAUCCCUUCUAUCGCCGAACGCUCGCCUCGAUAUCAUCGGCAUAGGCCUCGGUGCCGACCACGCGACUAGAGUGCUGGACACACCCGAGACCUGGGCUGCCCUCGGCCACCGUAUCAACACCUUGUCCUUGCUGGGUAGCACAACAAGCAUCGAAGAACUCACUCACGAGCCAUUCAAAGAAUUCCUUCCUCGCCGCGCUCGUGCGUACAUCACAGAUGAAGCACCGGCCCUCACACCCAUAGCGCAGCCCGGCGGCAAUCCGAACACGGCUUCUUUCACGCAGCACGGCUGCACGGUCUACAGCUCCGGCGAAGUCUACCUCGUCGAGUGCAUGCUCGUCACUAGUCACGUCUCCAUGCUCGACUGGAUCCAAGAGGUCGCUCUCGCUGGUGCCGACUAUCACCACCCAGAGGUUGUCGCCGUUGACCCCUAUAUGCCGACGGAGGAGGAGUGGGCGGCGGGGGGAUUCGACGAGCAGUGGAAGAAUAUGCCUGAGUUUGCCAAGCCGAGUGUCGGAUAUGCCACGGCGCCAGAGGACCAUGAGCAUUGCGAGGUCCUGGAGGGUAUUCAGAAGCUUGCAAUUGGAGAGAACGAGAACCAGUGUGGUGCCUGGGAGUGA